Messenger RNA from Oncorhynchus tshawytscha (Chinook salmon), 2887 nucleotides. Its product is annotated as peripherin-2-like. Gene Ontology annotation, cellular component: membrane. NCBI's taxonomy places the organism in Eukaryota, Metazoa, Chordata, Actinopteri, Salmoniformes, Salmonidae. Gene Ontology annotation, biological process: visual perception. The transcript has 3 exons. Bases 611 to 1645 code for a protein of 344 amino acids. The record is from RefSeq and is a predicted model, not a curated record.
CGGCCGCAAGACUGUCUCCGGUCUCCCCUUCCCAGUGCGGGCAGGUAAUGGAGGAAGUUGACUCUUAAGCAACAAAUCAAUUAUAUGGUAAGACAAGAGAUUAGAGCCCAGGGCUCAUCUGCUGCAAAUUGGAUCAGGGCUGAUUAGCGGAGUUUAGGGUGACGUACUGCAACUUUGUGGCUCGAUCACUCGGCUACUCGCUUGGCUACCUCCUUUUGCAGGAAAAAGAUCCACCCGGAAUAGCUGUGUAGCCCACCAUCCUGUCAUUUUGAGGGAUUUUAUGUGAAUAUUUUUGGGUGGAAUUUUGGGUGGCAGACUCCUCUGCCCACCCAGCACUAUGGACUUUCCUGAUUUGAGGGUGGUCAGAAUGGAUAUGAAGAGGGAAACGCUUGCCAAAACACAUUCUGCAGCUCCUUUCUGGAAUGGAUUACAAUUUUCCAACUGAAACUCUCCACAGGAACAUAGUUACCUAAGGUCAACUGAAAUCCUUACCUGUUACAUAAUAAAAAAAACAUUGAAAAAAUAGCUUAGAAUCUUUUGUAAAUUCAAAUUUGUUUCUUUAAAAAAAAUCAAAUUUUGAUUUGGGAAUAGCAUACACUCUGAGGUAAGCAUGGCGUUGAUGAAGGUAAAGUUUGACUUGCCCAAGCGGGUGAAGCUUGCCCAGGGCCUAUGGCUCAUGUACUGGCUGGCAGUGAUGACCGGCAUCCUGGUCUUCAGCCUGGGGCUGUUCUUUAAGAUCGAGCUUCGGAAGAGGAGUGAGAUGAUGAACAACAACGAAAGCCAUUUUGUGCCCAACCUGUUGAUCCUAGUAGGCCUAGCUGCUUGCGGGCUCAAUGUUUUUGGCGGCAAAGUGUGCCACGACUCUCUGGAUGCUAUAAAGUUCGCCAAGUGGAAGCCCAUGGUCAAGGGCUACCUGAUGGGCUGCUUCGCUUUCAACAUCCUCCUGUUCUUCACAGCUCUGCUGUGCUUCUGCAUGCAGUUCCAGCUGUACUUCGCCCUGGCCGAGGGUCUGAAGAAUGGGAUCAAAUUCUACAAGGAUACGGAUACACCUGGACGCUGCUUCAUGAAGAGGACGCUGGACAUGACCCAGAUCGAGUUCCGCUGCUGUGGCAACAACAACUAUAGGGAUUGGUUUGUGGUCCAGUGGAUCAGCAACCGCUAUCUGGACUUCAGCAACGAUGAAGUCAAAGACCGUGUCCUGAGCAACGUGGAGGGGAAGUUCCUGAUGGAGAGUGUACCGUUCAGCUGCUGCAACCCCGGCUCCCCCAGACCCUGCAUCCAGCACCAACUGACCAACAACUCAGCCCACUAUGACUACGACCACCACACCGAGGAGCUCAACAUCUGGACCCGGGGCUGCCGCGAGUCCCUGGUCGCCUACUACGGAGGCAUGAUGAACAGCAUCGGGAGCCUGAUGCUACUGUACAUCAUACUGGAGGCAGGAGUGAUGGUGGGCUUACAGUACCUGACCACUUCUCUGGAGACCAUGGCAGACCCAGAGAACCCGGAGAGUGAGAGCGAGGGCUGGCUCCUGGAGAAGAGUGUGAAGGAGACGGUGGCGGACUUCAUAGCAACGAUCAAGGGUCUGGCCGGUGCAGGGAACCAGGUGGGGGAGGGUGAGGAGGCGGUGGCCACUGUGAGUUGAGAGGGUCCCACCCAAAGGGACUGAGGCUUGUCCUAUCGAUGGGAGCUCAAAGAGAAAGAGGAGAGAGAUCUUCUCAGUGAAACGACGCACACACGAUCAAACGAAUGUAAACACAUGAAAACAAAUGCGUACGCAAACAUACACACACAGACACAAACAUUGACACACAUGCACACACCCUUUGAAAAGUGAAGAACUUAACCAACUGCUCAGAUGAAGUAAGAACCAAACUCAAAAAUGUGAAUGUAUAUCCUGUCCAUAAUAAUUAUGUAUAUAUGUUAUUCAUUCUUUUUUUUCUUUUCUUUUUUAAAUAAUGAAAAAUAUAUUUGGGUUGUCAAAACAUCUGUACAGUAUACAUGAAUUUGGGCUUGUGAAUAUGAAGAAAAUGUCCUGAAUGAAUAAUUAUCUCCUCCCCUGCCUGGCAAUCCUCUCCAUGAAAAACGAUGGGCAGACCCUGAGACCAUCAAGCCUAAUACAGUUUCUAUAUGCUCAUAUCUAAUAGUUUUACUCCUAUGUCCUUGUUACACUCCACAACUCGUGUUGCGUGGACAUGUAACCUGACAGGCACACAAAUAUAUAUGUAGUUCUGUGAAGUAAUUUAGUCUGCUCAAUUCAAUCGACUCCAAAACUCAACAUUACCAGUGUGCCCAAUGCAACCCGGUCAAAUGUCCCCUUAUGGCAGCUUAAAUUGGGUAGCUGCGGAACUGGGGUCCUGGCUGUCCCAGCCCCCUGUCCCUGUCACUCAGGUCCUGGCAGUGCAGGGCCAUAUGCAUUCACACCUAUACAACACACACUUUUACAUUAAUUCGUUACGUAUCAGUGUUGCUAUCGGGUUAUAUGUCUGCUUCGUGUACGAGGCGGUUUUAACUCUGGUUUUGUACUCCUUUGAGGGGAUACAGUGGGCUGAGUGGCCAGAUGAAGUGCUGGGGGAACUUAGAAGGAGAAUGUUCUGUACUUUUUGGAGAGCGAAAUAUGAUCCGAUUGGCAGUUUAAAAUCAGCGUUCCUUGUGUGAGUACAUAGAUACGGGUCAGUUUUCCGUGGAUACAAAAAGUCUUAUCAGUUGUAAUAUUUUUACUUUCUGUGUGACCAUUUUUCUUCCUUUGUAAUAUUGAGAGUUAAUAUUUUCUGUAAAUGUGGAUUUUGAUCAGCAAAACUGUCAGUCUUGUGGGUUGGCUGGAGAAUUUAGCAGCUCCACUGUGUAAGAUAAAGAUAUAUAAUGAGAACAAGAGUAUGAUUGUCCG